AUGCCUUAUUCGGACUUGCCAAAUGAGAUCAUCCUGCAUAUCAGCAGCUUCUUUGACCUUGACUUCAAUAUAAAUCGAUAUUGUUCGUCUUCCCCCGAGGACAACUCGCUUUCGCUUUCGUCUGACCCAAACGUUAAAGACUUCCUUGCCUGGAUCCGAACAUCGAAACGGCACGCCGCUGUGCUAACGCCUGUCCUGUUGGAUCAUGCUUUCAACUUCACUCCCACUCGUCGCGAGAAAGAAAAACAGGACGCACAAUUCCGAAAAAUAACAAGAAUGCGUACAAGCAGGAUUUGGUGGACGAGUCGCGUUUGGGAGUCACAGCAUCUUGCGGAUUAUCUUCGAAGCAGAAGUCACGAACGCUUCUGGCCUGACUUUGUUUAUACGCUUGUCAAUGGAGUGUACAAAAAAGUGUCCCUGCUGGAGGCCCUCAUCAGGGUGUCGAGCGCGAAGAUGCUGGAGUUACUUCUCGACGACCAGGAAUUUCGAGAGACGUACCUUGAUCGUGAUGGGGGCUCGUCGGACACAUUACCGAAUCAUUUGGAACUGGCGAUUCACGAUGAUGAUACGCAAAUAGCUCGGAUUUUGCUCAAUGCAGGAUCAAAUGUUAGAUAUUUCAAUGCUCAAGGUCUCUCCCCGUUACACUCAGCCGCUGAAUAUCAAUCACUGGAAUACGUCGACCUACUUCUCGACUUCGGGGCAGAUGUCUGGGCAAUGACUGAAGGUGCCAACCGUCAGCCGUUAUUGCCCGUUGAAAAGGCGCUUCGCCAGUUGCCGGACAGGCCCGAGGUAGCAAACAGAUUAUUGGACAUGAUGCUGCAGACGGAGGGCCAGAAAAGCCCGUGGGACUGGAAGCUGCACCUAGCGCACCGUGUCUUUUUUCAUUGUCAAGGCUUUCAUUCAGGUGCUGCCGACUUUGUCCAAGUACUUAUCGACAGCGGUGUCAACCUCUUUGCCCCAAAUCGCGAAGGGAAAACAGCCCUCGAGACUAUUGAGGAACUGGGCCGAAAACAUUGCUCUAGGAAUAUGGAAGAAUACCGGGCUGAGAGUCAACCUGACUGGCUCAAGGUCGCGGCCUUCUUGCUGCAGAUUGACCCGCACAUAUGGCCGGAGGGCCAUAUAAACAGUCAGCUCUGGAGGUGUGUCCAAAAGUCAGAUUAUCUGUUUGAAUGUCAACUCGUUCUGUUGAAUUUGCUUGUCCGAGCGAACGAGUCUGCCUUGGGAGCUAUCGCAACCGACGGUUCUACUUCAAUGCAUUACCUGUGUGACCACGAGCUUCUCUCCCAUAAUCGCAUUCGACCACCCAACGACCGCCCAGACUAUAUUGAGAAUUUCUGGCCACAGCUCUACGAGGACCUCCAAAGCGACCUAGAACCCCAGCUCUGUCGCACCGGUCCCGCCGUAUUUCGAGAUUCUUCUCCUGACCCUAAUCACGUCUAUGAACACCGCUUCGCCAAUGUUCGUGAAAUGAUCACUAUCCUCCUGGAUCACGGGGUGAGCAUCUCCCACCAAAAUGAAAAUGGCCAGACUCCUCUCUACCUGGCGGCGCGGUCGCCGUGGCAUGGAUUCCUCUCUCUCCUGUUAAGGAAGAGACCUAAUGACCCCGCUGUCAACAUCACUUACACGGAGGAGAACAAACUCAAGACACCCCUCUUCGCCGCAAUUGCAUCCGGGAACGCCUCAUCCGUGGAGUUGCUCCUUCGCAAUGGGGCGGAUGUCCAUGCAACGGAUCAUAAUGGCUACAACGCCUUGCACCUGGCCGUCAGGUCAAGGGAAACAGAAGUACAAACCGUGCAGGCCAUAAUCCAUGCCGGCUGCCCUGUCGAUGAUAGUCAUCCGUCCAUCGGAACCGCGUUACACCUCGCAGCUGCCUGUGGCUUUGUAUCGGCCAUCGAAGUCCUAAUUAACGCUGGCUGCUCUCCGCAUAGAAGGAACAGCCAGGGGCUCACGCCGUUUGGCGUGGCUCUACGGGCUGCGACAUGCAAACGCAACGGGGCAGCGGAGGAACUAAUUCGAGUUCUUGGUGGUGAGAUCGUGAGAAAUGAGGAUCGCGGAAGUGGGGACUUGGUGUGUAUGGUUUUGCAAAGUACGAACCAGGGGAAGGAGAACACUGAGGCGGGGCAGGAUCUUGCCAGACUCUUGGUUUCGUACGGGGCAGGAACCCAUGAACACUGUGACGCCUGUGAUUCUUUGAGAAAGGAGUGCGACUUGUAG
Aspergillus mulundensis is the source of this 2214-nucleotide messenger RNA. RefSeq names its product ankyrin repeat domain-containing protein. NCBI's taxonomy places the organism in Eukaryota, Fungi, Ascomycota, Eurotiomycetes, Eurotiales, Aspergillaceae. Bases 1 to 2214 code for a protein of 737 amino acids. Gene Ontology annotation, molecular function: protein binding. The record is from RefSeq and is a predicted model, not a curated record. The transcript has a single exon.